CGGGGCUGCGGGCGGCGCCAUGGGCAGCCCGUCGCUGUCCGAGGACUACCGGCAGUGCCUGGAGCGCGAGCUGCGGCGCGGGCGCGCGGGCGUGUGCGGGGACCCGUCGCUGCGCGCCGUGCUCUGGCACAUCCUGGUGGAGGACUUCGACCUGCACGGCGCGCUGCAGGACGACGCGCUGGCGCUGCUCUCGGACGGGCUGUGGGGCCGCGCCGACCUGGCGCCCGCGCUGCGCGGCCUGGCGCGCGCCUUCGAGCUGCUGGAGCUGGCGGCCGUGCACCUGUACCUGCUGCCCUGGAGGAAGGAGUUCACCACCAUCAAGACCUUCUCCGGGGGCUACGUGCACGUGCUCAAGGGGGCGCUCUCCGAGGACCUGCUCAUCCAGAGCUUUCAGAAGAUGGGCUACGAGCGCAGGGACGGACACCGCCUCAUGGUGGCCGCUCUGCCGCCCGCCAGCCAGCUGCUGCAGGUGGCCCUGGGCUGCUUCGCCCUGCGGCUGGAGUGUGACAUCCUCUGCGAGGUGCUGGACCAGCUGGGCACCAGCAUGCUGCCCGCGGAGGAGCUUCUCCGGGCGCGCCGGGCCAGUGCCGACGUGGCCUCCUGCGUGGCCUGGCUGCAGCAGCGGCUGGCCCAGGGCGAGGAGCCGCCCCCUCUGCCCCCCCGGGGGGCCCUGUCCGUGUACCAGGCCCAGCUGGACCUGUACCAGGAGCUCCCGGAGGACGAGGGCUCCGAGGUGGCGAGCCUGGACGAGGGGUCCCCCGGCCCGGACUCGCCCUCCUUGGAGCUGGCCUACCAGCCGCACCUCUGGGCACAGAGUGCCAAGCUCUGGGGCAGCGGCGGCGGCACCGCCUGGGAGCCAGGGGCUGCAGAGGGGCUGCCGCCCUACAGGGCCCUGGAGGAGCCCGGGGCCUUCCCCUUCCUCUCCUUGCACUCGGAGCUGCUGAGUGAGUCUGGGGACCCGGCUGCUGCCAAGGCCCCCGGGAGCCCCAGGCGGGCGAGUCCCCCCCAGAGCCCUGGCCUGGCCCACGAGCCCGCUGCCUACCAGGCCCACAAGUGCCUGGCGCCGGGCACCCUGCCCACCGUCUGCUGUGACACGUGCCGCCAGCUGCACACGGCCCACUGCGCCUCCCUGUCUGCGUGCCGGCCCAGCCACGCACUGCGCGUGCUGCUGGGGGACACGCAGCGGCGCCUGUGGCUGCGGAGAGCCCAGGUGGACACUCUGCUCCGGGAGGGCCCAGGGGCCCAGCCCUAGGCCCAGGCGGGCCCCAAGGCUCUCUGGGGUCGCCGGUGCU
Molecule: messenger RNA, 1292 nt
Organism: Sorex fumeus (smoky shrew)
Lineage: Eukaryota; Metazoa; Chordata; Mammalia; Eulipotyphla; Soricidae
Gene: SPATA2L
Product: spermatogenesis associated 2 like
Exons: 2
Coding region: 20-1252 (410 amino acids)
Cellular component (GO): cytoplasm
Source: RefSeq, a predicted model, not a curated record